UCGUCCUUUGCAAAAAGCUUAAACACACCAGAGAAUGAUAAAACAAGCAGACACAAAAGGAGAGAAUCAUUCCUUACUUGAGCUUGCAAGACUGUUUAGAGCUUUUGUCCACUCUCUUGAUCCUUGUUUUUUCAUUACAUCCUCAAAGCUUAAUUAUGAUGCACUCAACUGUUCAAACUAGUUUCCGUAUCUGGGCUUCAAGGUACUUAUUACAUUGAAGAAACAAAAUGGUUGCUUGACGUGGAGAAUCAUUUAUUUAUUUUUAAUUUGAUUGCAAGCUUGGUUAGUUACCAUGGAUGUGUCUUUGAAUAUUGCUGGUGGUGUUUGUGCCACUAGAGUAUUUUUGAUGAUGAAAAGAGUGUUGCUGCUGCUGCUGUUGAUUACUGGUAUUUGUGUGCCCAUGGAAUUUGUUUUUGGUCAGGCAGUUGCAAAUGGAAAUGGAACUAGUGUUUCUUCUUCUUCUUCUCCAAGACCGAGUGUUGCAAAUAUAGGAAGUUUGUUUACCUUCGAUUCAGUGAUAGGGAGAGCAGCUGGGCCAGCUAUUGCUGCUGCUGUUGACGACGUCAAUUCUGAUCCAACCGUUCUUCCCGGGACUAGAUUGAACCUUAUUUCUCACAACACUAAUUGCAGUGGAUUUCUUGGAACUGUCGAAGCUUUGCAGCUGAUGGAAAACAGUGUUUUUGCUGUGAUUGGCCCCCAAUCUUCUGGAAUAGCUCAUAUAAUAUCUCAUGUUGUCAACGAACUUCAUGUUCCACUUUUAUCAUUUGCAGCAACAGAUCCUACCCUUUCAGCAUUACAGUACCCAUAUUUCCUCCGCACUACACAGAAUGACUAUUUCCAGAUGUAUGCAAUUGCUGAUCUGGUUACGUAUUAUAGAUGGCGAGAGGUAAUUGCCAUUUUUGUGGAUGAUGAUUGUGGCAGGAAUGGGAUAUCUAUAUUGGGUGAUGCCCUGGCAAAAAAGCGUGCCAAGAUCACUUACAAGGCUGCCUUGACCCCUGGAGCGCCCAGAAGUCAGGUCUCUGACUUGUUGCUUGAAGUUAACCAGAUGGAAUCUCGGGUUUAUGUUGUACAUGUAAAUCCAGAUUCCGGUUUGUCAAUUUUUUCUGUAGCUAAAAGUCUUCAUAUGAUGACCAAAGGCUACGUUUGGAUUGCUACAGAUUGGCUCCCUUCGGUUUUAGAUUCAUUAGAACCAGAUGACACUGACACAAUGAAUCUCUUACAAGGGGUUGUUUCUCUUCGCCAUCACAAUCCAGAAACUGAUCUCAAACGAAGUUUUAUGUCUAGAUGGAGCAACCUAAACCACAAGAAGAGCAUCGGUGCUUCUGGGUUCAAUUCUUAUGCACUUUAUGCUUAUGAUACAGUAUGGUUAGCUGCCCGAGCUCUUGAUGUUUUUCUCAAUGAAGGUGGAAAUCUAUCACACUCUACUGAUCCAAAGUUGAGCGACACAAAAGGAAGCGCAAUGAACUUGGCAUCACUGCGUGUUUUUGAUGGAGGCCAGCAGUUUCUCCAGACACUUCUCAGGAUGAACUUCAGUGGUCCAAGUGGUCAAAUUCAAUUUGAUUUGGAUAAGAACUUGGUUCGUCCAGCAUAUGAUGUUCUUAACAUUGGUGGGACAGGGUCUAGAAGGAUUGGUUAUUGGUCAAAUUACUCUGGUCUUUCAACAAUUUCUCCAGAGGUCUUGUAUACAAAGCCUCGGAAUAAUUCUUCCAGUAAUCAACAUCUUUCCAGUGUAAUAUGGCCUGGUGAAACUUCGCUUGUACCUCGAGGAUGGGUAUUCCCUGAAAAUGGUAAGCCACUGCGAAUUGCUGUGCCUAAUCGCAUAAGUUAUCAACAAUUUGUCGCUAAAGACAAAAACCCCCCAGGGGUUAGGGGAUACUGCAUUGAUGUCUUCGAAGCUGCAAUAAACUUGCUGUCAUAUCCUGUCCCACGCACAUAUAUGCUACAUGGAGAUGGCAAGCGAAAUCCAGAGUACAAUGGGAUUGUCCAAGCGGUUGCUCAAGAUCGUUAUGAUGCAGCUGUUGGAGAUGUUACUAUAGUCACAAAUAGGACAAAGAUUGUAGAUUUUACGCAGCCUUUUAUGGAAUCAGGGCUGGUUGUAGUUGCUCCAGUCAAGGAACAAAAGUCUAGCCCUUGGGCGUUCCUCAAGCCAUUUACUAUCCAAAUGUGGCUCGUCACAGGUGCUUUCUUUCUUUUCGUGGGAGCUGUCGUCUGGAUUCUUGAGCACCGAAUGAAUCAUGAAUUCAGGGGUCCUCCUAGUCAGCAAAUUAUGACAAUAUUCUGGUUCAGUUUCUCAACAAUGUUUUUUUCACACAGAGAGAACACAGUGAGCACCUUGGGACGUUUUGUGCUGAUCAUAUGGCUAUUUGUAGUGUUGAUUAUCAAUUCAAGCUACACAGCUAGUUUGACAUCAAUCCUCACAGUGCAGCAGUUAACAUCACGGAUCGAAGGGAUUGACAGCUUGGUCUCAAGUAAUGAACCGAUUGGAAUUCAAGAUGGGUCAUUUGCAAGGAACUACCUGAUGGACGAGCUCAACAUAGCAGGAUCUAGACUCGUAAUAUUGAAAAGCCAGCAGGAAUACAGUACUGCCCUUCAACUUGGACCAAAAAAUGGUGGCGUGGCUGCAAUUGUUGAUGAGCUUCCUUAUAUUGAGCUCUUCCUGUCUUCCACCAAUUGUAAAUUUAGGACCGUGGGCCAAGAGUUCACAAAAAGUGGAUGGGGAUUUGCGUUUCAAAGGGACUCUCCUCUAGCUGUUGACUUGUCAACUGCCAUUCUUCAACUAUCAGAAAAUGGUGAUCUCCAAAAAAUCCACAACAAAUGGCUGACACAUGGAGAUUGCAUGGAGCAAAUCAAUGAAAUCGAUGACAGCCGUCUCUCCCUGACGAGUUUCUGGGGUCUGUUUCUUAUUUGCGGCAUUUCAUGCUUCAUUGCUCUUACCACAUUCUGCUGUAAGGUCAUUUUCCAGUUCCGUAGAUUUACUCCAGAAGGUGGUGAGGAGGCAGAGGUUGAUGAGAUUCAGCCAGGAAGGCCUAGACGCUCCUUACACUCAACUAGCUUCAAGGAUUUGAUUGAUUUUGUAGACAGGAAAGAGGCAGAGAUUAAGGAGAUGCUUAAACGGAAGAGUAGUACUGAUAUCAAGCGACAAGCUAGCCCGAGCUCAGAUGUGCACGCCAAUUCACCAGCUUAGAGGGACGGGGGGGGGGGGGGGGGGGUGACUCCUGCUGAAGUUUCUUAGCACUCCCUCUAUCGCAAAACAAUAAAAUCAACAGUGUCGGAAAUACUGAUUUUUCCCAUCCUUUCCUGUGAUACAAAAAUGUUAGGCAGCUAGAACUGGUUAAGAGAUAGAUUGUUUUGUAACACACAAGGAUGUUAUGUAUUCUAUACAAAUACACACACCCAAGGAAUUGAACUUCUGAUCAGCUUUAACA
Messenger RNA from Populus nigra (black poplar), 3425 nucleotides. RefSeq names its product glutamate receptor 3.4-like. The transcript has 7 exons. The record is from RefSeq and is a predicted model, not a curated record. The coding region runs from base 293 to 3184 and encodes 963 amino acids. Gene Ontology annotation, molecular function: glutamate-gated receptor activity. Lineage: Eukaryota; Viridiplantae; Streptophyta; Magnoliopsida; Malpighiales; Salicaceae. Gene Ontology annotation, cellular component: plasma membrane.